AUGGUGCCGUAUUUUAAAAACGCUUUUUCACAAACCGAACCGGACGAGGCUGCAGAGGAACAUGACACUUUGACUACCAAGGUCAAUAAAUGCCUCUUGCUACUGUCCCACCUCAACGCAAAAUUGGAUGCGUUAGCAGGACGGCUAAUGGAACAUGGAACAUCAUCGGCUAGCCCAGUCACCAUCAACGAACCGCCUCUGCAGCCCGUAAAAAGCCUGGCCGAUCUUGAGGCUUUAGAAGACCGUUGCCGCGAUAGGAAAUUUGUGCAAGCUACAGUUGCAUCGCUUGGAAUGCUACAUGGCCAAAACCGGUUCUAUAAACAAGGCGCUACAGUGAGUCUACAAAUUAUAGACUAUUUUUUCUGCCGUGCAUUUUUAACAAAAUGCUCCUGGACAGGAGCAUCUCGAACUUCCACUUCUGCUGCCGGAUCAAAACAGCAGAAAAUACCUUUCAUCAAGUUCGAUAAAACAAUCAAUUUGUUUUAUCGAACAGUGCAGUAUUCGGAUCCGCUGUAUUCUCUUGACGAAUGCAAAUCUUUUCUGCAUCGAUGUUUGAAAAAUUCCAAACAACGGUUCUUGGAAAUGUCAGGAACUAGAAAGCCAGUCUCACGGCAACGAAAGAGGAAGGCGGUCGAGUCCGAAGACGAAAAUAGGGACAGUGUUGAGAAAAGCAUCGAAGACAUGCAAAGUAACAUCACAUGGCAAGUUGAAUUUUUGGAGGGCGAUGAGGAAGUUAAAAUUUUGCCUUAA
Molecule: messenger RNA, 750 nt
Organism: Uranotaenia lowii
Lineage: Eukaryota; Metazoa; Arthropoda; Insecta; Diptera; Culicidae
Exons: 1
Coding region: 1-750 (249 amino acids)
Source: RefSeq, a predicted model, not a curated record